Molecule: messenger RNA, 1053 nt
Organism: Suncus etruscus (white-toothed pygmy shrew)
Lineage: Eukaryota; Metazoa; Chordata; Mammalia; Eulipotyphla; Soricidae
Gene: SLC66A3
Product: solute carrier family 66 member 3
Exons: 7
Coding region: 17-625 (202 amino acids)
Source: RefSeq, a predicted model, not a curated record
AGCCCCGGCCUGCAUCAUGGGGUCGCUGCUGCUGGGCUUCUGCAACUGGAGCACGCUGGCCGUGUGCGCGGCGCUCAAGCUGCCGCAGAUCUCGGCGGUGCUGGCGGCGCGCAGCUCGCGGGGCAUCAGCCUGCCGAGUUUGCUGCUGGAGCUGGCGGGAUUCCUGGUGUUUCUCCGGUACCAGUGUUACUACCAGUACCCACUGCUAACCUACCUGGAGUACCCUAUUCUCAUUAUACAAGACCUCGUUCUCCUGCUUUGUGUUUUCCAUUUCAAUGGGAAUGUGAAGCGGGCAGCACCAUACAUCAUCCUAUUUGUGGUGUCUUGGUUCGCCCUCACUCUGCAGAAAUGGAUCAUAGAUAUGGCCAUGAAUUUAUGUACUUUCAUCAGUGCAGCAAGUAAGUUUGCUCAGCUCCAGUACCUGUGGAAGACAGGGGACUCAGGAGCUGUGAGUGCUCUGACCUGGAUCCUUGCUUCCUACACAUGUGCAACAAGAAUAAUAACAACUUUACUGACCACCAAUGAUCUUACAAUUCUUAUACGCUUCGUGGUCAUACUAGCGUUAAAUAUAUGGGUAACAGUUACAGUGCUGCGCUACCGGAAGACAGUGACAAAGGCUGAAUGAAUAAUGAAAGCUAUAUGCCUGGCACAAAAUGGAUUUGGAUUAACUAAUUCAAAGGGGUGGGGAAGAAGCUAGUUGCUAAAUCAAGGUCUUUUUAAGCUUUUGUCAAGUGAUUAAGAAAUUUUGAAAGUCAAAGGUAUUUUAAAAUCAAGCCACUGAAACAUUUCUAAACAUGUCUAUUUCCUGGAUCUGGUGAGAUAACUCAGUGGGCACUGUGUGGUCCCUUGAACACAAAGGAAGAAUAGACUCCAGGUACUGCUGCCUAUGGACAGCCUCUCCACCCCCCUGCCAGAACGAAAAAAAAUUUUUUUUCUUCCUACUUUAUUUUUAGGUUAAGGUAGAGAUUUGACAUCUGCAGGUUUUAGGAGACUGGUGAUGACAAAUGAUCCAAGAAGUCCAUUUUGGGGUUGUUUUGACCUUUAUUUAUUUAU